This is a messenger RNA of Polyodon spathula (Mississippi paddlefish), 1398 nucleotides long. It is a transcript of the gene snip1, whose product is annotated as Smad nuclear interacting protein. Gene Ontology annotation, cellular component: nucleus. The transcript has 2 exons. NCBI's taxonomy places the organism in Eukaryota, Metazoa, Chordata, Actinopteri, Acipenseriformes, Polyodontidae. Gene Ontology annotation, biological process: miRNA processing. The record is from RefSeq and is a predicted model, not a curated record. The annotation marks the transcript as partial. Gene Ontology annotation, molecular function: mRNA binding; protein binding.
CAUGAUGAAAAGAGACACAGAGAUCGUUCUGACGUGCCAGGUGACAGGCGAACCAGAGUAGAGCCCAGAGAGAGGCAUAGAGACAGAGGACGGGAGCUUGAUGACAGGCAAAACCGGGCUGGGGCAAGAGGGAGGGAAAGGGAUGUGCAGAAUUUCCAACAGCAGCAGACUGAAAGGGAGCAGCAUGAUGAAAGGAGACGGGAGAAUCGCAGAAGAGCUGACGUGAGCAACAGUGAUGGGGAAAACCAAGAAUUUGGAGAAGGUGGGACUGAGGACAUGAAUAAAGUAGCUAAAGAAAACCCCAAUUUUGAGCUGUCUGGAGCUUUGGUGGAGGAUACGAAUACGUUCCGAGGAGUUGUGAUCAAAUACAACGAGCCACCUGAGGCCCGCAUUCCUAAGAGGAGGUGGCGACUCUACCCCUUUAAAAAUGAUGAGCCCCUUCCAGUAAUGUAUGUUCAUCGUCAGAGUGCCUAUCUGAUGGGGAGACAAAGAAAGAUAGCGGACAUACCCAUUGACCACCCGUCUUGCUCCAAGCAGCAUGCUGUUUUUCAGUACAGGCUUGUGGAGUUUACACGUUCUGAUGGCACAGCUGGCAGGAAGGUAAAGCCUUACAUCAUAGACCUGGGUUCUGGGAAUGGGACCUACUUGAACAACCAGCGUAUUGAAGCCCAGCGCUACUAUGAACUGAAAGAAAAGGACGUACUGAAAUUUGGCUUCAGCAGCAGAGAAUAUGUCCUGUUACAUGAAUCUUCAGACACGGCCGAGGUUGACGCAAAGAAGGAUGAUGACGAAGAGGAUGACGAAGGGCUUGAUAAAUAAAUGUAUUUAGGGGGUGCCAAAUAGAUGGACCUACUGAAUGAGGAAAAGUUUUCUAAUUGAUAUCAUUGUCCUAACAGGACUACAGAUUCCUAGGCCUCAGGACUUUUGUAAUAGUGCUUUUGUAAAUAACAGGGAAGAGCAGUAUUCUUUGUAAAAGCCCUGUUAUAUAAACCCUGUGUUUCUCCAAAGUCCGUUCAGACUCAAAUAUACUAUAAUUGUGAAUUUUCCAGUAAGACAAUUUUAAAUAAUCAGGUUCAAUGGUUUGGAAUUCUAUAGGGAUUAAUAAAAACCUUGAAGCUUUGUAACCACCAAAUGAUCUGAAGACAGUUGCCUCGGACCCUUUUAUAAGAGUUUAUUUUUUAUUUAGUAAAGAAAAUCAGGUCUAGUAAAAUAAUCUACUAUUGAACUGUGUCUCUUGUACAUUUGUUUUUUUGCAGGGGUUGGGGGUGAGGUUAUUUGUAUAGCUGUAGGUAUUACAGGCAUCAUACAGAUAAAUUUGUAGCUUUCUUAUGUUUUUUUUUUUCAUCUUGCUCUGGAACAUAUUUCUCAUGCUUUAAAAAAAAAAAAAAAGUAGUCAGC